AUGGAGACGUUGCCGGGGAAUCGGUUUUCCAAGAAAUCAUCACCGCUUUUGUUUGAUUCAGAGAUAGAAAAGACUGCUCGACAGAAUCGCGUUCUUCUACGUUCAGCAGUGAAAGCUAAAGCUCAGUCGUCAACAGUUGCUCAAGACCUUGAACAAGCAGCUAACGAGUUGAUACAGUUUGUGGAUGGUGUCCCACAAGUCGUUCAAGGGGCACCCAUUCAAGGCGUUGAAGGUCACUGUCGACCAGUUGUAGUACCGAACUCGUCAGCUAUAGUUACACCAGUGGGAAAUAAUAACCGACCUUUUGAGGUAAGGCCUCAAUACUUAAGCCAUUUGCCCGAGUUUCAUGGAAAAAGGACCGAAGAACCAUACUUGCACAUUGCAAGUUUUGAUUCAAUUUGCCAAACAAUUGGGGUUUCGGGGUUUACAAAGGAUGAAGUUAAGUUGAUGUUGUUUCAGUUCACCUUGAAAGACAAAGCUCGACAAUGGUUCGCGACAUUACCUCCAGGUAGUAUAUACACUUGGCAAGAGAUGCAGCUGGUGUUUUUGGAGGAAUACUACACCAUGAAUAGAACCAGUGAAGCUCGGGAUGCAAUCAGAGCAUUCCAGCAACAUUCAGGGGAAGCGUUCCAUGAGGCGUUCACAAGGUUUAAGGAGUUGCUUAGUAAAUGCCCCCAUCAUAGCAUUCAGACAUGGGAAUUGAUUAAAGCGUUCUACGAUGGGCUACUUCCUGAUGAUGUAAGAGAUCUCAUAGCCAUCAGCAAUGGUACGUUUCUCACAAAUACAGAAGCUGCGGAUUGGGCAUAUUUGGAGAGACAGAGUGCUACUUCUAAGAGACAGGCACAGUCUAGCAGGAGAGCAAGAUCAGCAUCAGCGAGAUCAGUUGAUUAUGAAGCUGAAGAACGGGUUGAGAAAUUAAAACAACUGAAUUUGCUAUUAGAGCGACAGGUAGCUCAGAUGAAGUUGGGAAAGGGAACUGAAGUUAGGGCAGCUAAUGCAUUCGCCGUAUGUACAGAUUGUGGUGAGUUAGGACACCAGGUUGGAGAGUGUCUCGCAAGGAUGGGUCCGAAUGAAGAAGUGAACCAAGUAUUCGGUGAACGAAAGCAGUAUGAUAUGAAAUCGAAUACAUAUCAUCCAGGUUUGCGAAACCACCCCAAUUUUAAUUACGGUAAUUUUGCUAAUCAAAUGAACCCUAAUUUUCAGGUACCUAUGCAAGGAGGCCAGCAGUAUCAGAGUCGUCAAGGUAAUUACUCGCAAGGUAAUUACCAAAAUCAGGGCCCAUAUAAUCCGGGUAUUCAGCAAGGGAACUCCUCAAGUGCUAGUGGUGGAACGAGUGAUGACAAAUUGGAUGCUAUUAUGAAGUUCAUGAAGGACGUCCAGAAAGAGAAUGAAGUUCGGGACAAAACGUCUGAAGCAAUGCAGAAGCAAUUGGGGCAGCUAGCAGAAGAUCUAGCUCAGCUGAGAAGAGAUCCAGGUAAGUUGCCAAGCACUACCACAGUCAACCCAGCACAUCAGUCAUCUAGCUUGAAAAAUGUAAGAAAUGUGCACAUCAACGCGGUAAGUAUUAUUCAGAAUUCUGAAACUGGUAGUGUCACAACUACUCCACCAUCACAAUUAGUUGAGGAGGUGGUGGAAGAUGUUGGUGAUGUAUCGGACUCUCAACAUGAUCGGGACCCACCAAGGGAUGAAAGGUGGGAAAGUUUUAUACAAGCUAAAAUUAAUCUACCCUUACUCGAUGCGAUUAAAGAGAGUCCCGAUCAGAUUGAGUGCCUGAAAGAGUUAAGUACCCAAAAACGACUUCACAAGUUUCCUAAAAAACUUGAUUUAACUGCAAAUGUGAAUGCCGUUUUGUUGGGUACCCUUCCCCCGAAACUCCAAGAUCCAGGAGCACCCAUUAUUUCAGUACAAGUGGGUGAAUUUAAAAUAGAAAGGGCACUUUUGGAUCUUGGAGCGUGUGUUAGCAUUCUACCAGGGAGUCUGUAUGACCAAUAUGAUUUUGGUCCGCUACAAAAAGUCAACACCAUUGUGGUGUUGGCUGAUCAGACUCCCAUGUGUCCGAGGGGGAUUAUAAAAGAUGUAAUUGUGAAGGUAGAAGAGUGUUACUAUCCAGUUGACUUCUUAGUGCUUGAUUGUGCCACAAGUUCAAAGAACACGCACCCUCCAGUCAUUCUGGGCAGACCGUUCUUAGCGACUGCUCAUGCGAUUAUCAGUUGUGUUGAUGGAACGGUAAGUAUGAAGUUUGGUGACCGUGAAUUACGGUUAAAUGUGUUUUCAGAUGCGACUAAUCCUCCCAUUUCAGGUGAACACUCAAAAUUUGAAAAUGGUGAUGAAAAUGUCUCUCCUGCAAAGGAGAUUCAAACCAAACAGGAGUGUUUAUUGGUUGACAGGUUUGAAGUGGCAGGAAGCGAAGCAGUAAAGAAAAAGGAAAGUGUGGCGUAUGAGGAGUUUAAAACGGACAAAGGGAAGCCACGAGAGAGGAAGAAGGAAAAGAAACCGCCUGAAUGUGAUAAUGCAAAGCGGAGGUUAAAGUUAUUCGGUCCAAUGUGGAAGACAGUGGACGACUUACCAGAGCAUUGGCGGAGUACAUACGUAGAGGCCACGGGACGCAAACAUCCCACUCGACCACCAUAA
Messenger RNA from Helianthus annuus (common sunflower), 2631 nucleotides. RefSeq lists its product as uncharacterized. The transcript is spliced from 3 exons. The record is from RefSeq and is a predicted model, not a curated record. NCBI's taxonomy places the organism in Eukaryota, Viridiplantae, Streptophyta, Magnoliopsida, Asterales, Asteraceae. The coding region runs from base 1 to 2631 and encodes 876 amino acids.